GUCGAAACAGUCGAAAGCACUUUGGGUAGGCCGGUCGCUGCUGUUGUGUGCUGCUUUUCGGCUGCUUAUUUUUAGGAAUGACAACCCACUACGACCACUACGGCCAGCAGUACUACAACUAUCGCUCCGACCACUACCACCACCAUCGCACUCACCAGUGGGCGCCGCUGGUCCCAUUGCCAUUUCACCGACCCAGCAACAGCAGCGAACGUGAACAGUGAACAGAGUUCGUGUGAAGUGCAGAAAGUAGUGCCCCCCACAAAGAUUAGUAGUGUCCAGUGUCACUCGCCCCAUCACUCGCCCCCUGUCGCCACAUACACAGAGCCACACAGUUCGCGGCAUAGAUGUAUUUGUUUGUUAUAGAUUAAAGUUUGGCAUCUGAUAGUUACUAGAUAUGAAUAGUAUUGUUAUACUGAGUUUAUGGAUACUGCUGCACAUUAGCAACACAUCUUGUCAAGAUGAAACAAUAUCCGUGCUGAGGGGCGAAAAGGUGGAGCUGGCGUGCCCGAUCGACAUCGCGACCUGCGGCGAGCUGCAUUCCCUCAAAUGGUUCAAGGGCACCGAGCGGAUAGCGGUCGUGUCCGGUGAUGGCGAGGUGGCCAAGGUGGAGGGCAGCCACCACGACCGGCUGUCGCUGGCCCACCUCGCCCAGACCAGCCGCCUGAUCUUCCGCAGUGUCGAGAUCGCGGACGAAGAUACAUAUCUGUGCGAGACGACGUUCCUCGAGCCGUCGGAGCUGUGCGAGAACUCGGGCGCAUAUAGUGUAGCGUUAAAUGUUUACGCGGUGCCAUCGGUCAUUACGCUGCAGGAUGGCAAUAGAAAUAGUAUUAAAAACGGGUCGCACAUCGGACCGAUGCGCGAAGGCCAGGACCUGCAGGUCGUCUGCGAGGUGUACGGUGCCCGCCCGGAACCGGUGAUAAGUUGGCAUCGGUCGGGGCGCGUAGUCCGCGAUACGCUGGUGGUUGAGGAGCACAACGGAUUGUACACGGUGAAGUCGACCCUAUCGUUGACCCUUUCACGGCAGGAGCUGGGUGCCACCUACAACUGUCGCGUGGAGAUGAAGGAACUCCACCUGACGGUGGACAAUCAGUUCCACAUCGAUUUGCAAGUGCGACCCACGAAGAUCAACUUAUCCGGCGUGGAACAUCACACGGUUCAGGGGACGAAGGUUUUGCUUCAGUGUCAGGUCAGCGGAGCAAGACCAGCAGCCAACAUGACCUGGUACAACUCAUCCAAGCUCAUCACCGAGGAGUCCAGUGAGAUGACUUCAAUUAAUACUAAAACAUAUCUGCAGAACGAUGGAACCUUCGAGACGAUCAGCCAGAUGAUCUUCACGGCGACCCGGUUCGAGAACGGUGCCUCGAUGCGCUGCGAGGCGGACAACAUAGUGAUGCGGGAGGACCUGGACCGGCCGCUGCACGACACGCUCACGCUCGAGGUGAUGUAUCCGCCGGUGGUGUCAGUCAAACCGGACAACAUCACCGUGAACGAGACGCAGGACUUUCUGAUCUUCUGCGACUACGAGGCGAACCCGGCAUCGCUCGAGAGCGUCAAGUGGUACCGGAACCAGCAGGAGAUCAAGGUGAGCGGGGCCCGGUACGAGGGCGGCAACCCGGAGCAGACGGCGCUGCUGGUGAAGAACUCGACGCGCCACGACAUCGGCGCCUACACGUGCGAGCUGUCCAACUCGAUCGGCUUCGACGUGUCCGAUAACGAAGUGUUCGUUGAUGUGAUCUAUAAACCGACGGUGAUGCUGACGAUGGACCCGGACACGCCGGUGAUCGAGAACGACCAGGCGAACAUCACGCUGCUGUGUAACAUCGUGGACGGGAAUCCGAUGCUGUUGACGCGGGUCCGCUGGUUCCUUGACGGUGAGUUUCUCAAGGAGUUGCCCGAGUGCGAGGAGGCUACGCUCGGGACGGAUGAGAAUCUGUGUGAGGUGGAUCCGAGCAAGAUGUUGCUGCAGAACGUGGGCCGUGAGUUCAUCGGGAACUACUCCUGCGAGGGCUUCAAUCUGGCCGGCUGGGGUGAUGUGAGCGAGGAUAGCUCACUGGACGUGUACUACGAGCCGGGUAAUGCGUCGAUGGUCCACUUCCCGACGGUGGCCGUCAAGCGGCGCAGUGUGACGUUUAACUGUUCGAUCGAGGAUCGGGGUAAUCCGGCUGCCAGUCGGUAUCGGUGGCUGCGGGGAGGAAAACCGGUGAUGGAUGUGGUGACUCCUUCGUGGACGGUCGAUCCGGUUGGGCUCGAUUCGAGGACGACGUUCUCGUGCUAUGCGUACAACGAGGGUGGCGAAGGAUUGGCCGCGGAAGAGAGCCUGGAGGUGCACGCACCGCCCGCUUUCAUCCAGAAGUUGCAGCCUUACACCGGGGCCCUGUUUUCCACCACCAAUGUGUCGCUUUCGUGCCGGGUGGAGUGUAUCCCGUCGUGUACGAUCGCCUGGUUCAAGGAUGGGAUCGGGAUCGAGGCGAACGAUGAGCGGUAUUACAUCACCAGCAUGUACCUGCCGGCGGAACCGGCCACCGGGGACUUCGAGAGUGCUUACUCCGUGCUGCAUUUCAACAUGUCCGCCUGGCCGAACGGCAUCCUGGACCGGAUCAAGGACAGCUCGAACUAUUCAUGCGUCUCGACGAACAACUCGGCCGGCCCCGGUGUCCGCAGUACCACCUACUUCGGUGUAGAGUAUCCCCCCGAGAACACGACCCUCUCGAGUGCGACCAUCUCCGUGGAGGAAGGACGAGUUCCGCCGAAGAUCGUGUGCUCUUCGCGCGCCUACCCCGAACCGGCAUUCUACUGGACGCGGAACGGGAGGACGAUCGCCAAGGGUAGUGCGCUGAUCGUGGAGGACGUGCUGGGGAGGAACGACGCGGGUCAUUACACGUGCACGGCGUUCAAUAAGCACGGUAAUCACUCGACCGAUGCCUACAUCGACAUACACUAUAAACCCACGUGUCAGAUCGUGCGAAAGGAGAUCGAGGAAGGGGAGGUACUGAUAUGUGUGGCGACCGGUAGUCCGCGGGAGUCCGAGUUCGAGUGGAGCGUCAAGUACGCGAACGAGACGGUGCAGAGUCAGCACGUUAAGAGCGAUGCGUACGAGAGUGUCCUGACGCUGGACGACGACGUGUCCUCGAUGCGGACCUACGUGUGUGUGGCAAGCAAUAAUGUUGGCGUUGGGACGCCGUGUGAGAUCGAGGUUGCUGGCUACGUGGCCUGGUGGCUCAAGGGGGACGUGCUCACCCCGUACAUCCUGAUCGGGGCCGUGGCGGCCCUCCUGCUGGCCGUCAUCCUCGUGUGCAUCAUCAUCAUCUGCAUCUGCCGAAGAAAGCGCCGGCAGGAGAAGUUUACUGGAGAAUCAUCGACUGCUGGCGGAUCCCAGAUAGAACCAGGCGAAUAUGAAAACCUUCCGUUCCAUGGACUGCAAACUCCUCCGAAGAAGGACGGGAUCGUGUAUCCCGAGGACGUGAUAUACGCGGACCUGGAGGAGAACAACUACGGCCCGAUCAACUAUAAGGCCGCCUCGAUCUACAACAUGAUGAAGUUUAAGCGCAACAACGAAUAGAGAGAACGAAUAGAGAGGUGCUGGAGCUGAAGCUUUAGAAUCGCGUAUACUAAACACUACUUUUACACUACACUGCUGUGGCGUCUAUUGUUUUGUUACACUCACUUUUGUUUUUGUUUUCCUGGGAACGGACGGAAUAAAAAGAAUGGCAUCCGGCACCACCACGUGGUACGGGCUGUCUGU
This is a messenger RNA of Anopheles bellator, 3742 nucleotides long. Its product is annotated as hemicentin-1. The record is from RefSeq and is a predicted model, not a curated record. The transcript is spliced from 16 exons. NCBI's taxonomy places the organism in Eukaryota, Metazoa, Arthropoda, Insecta, Diptera, Culicidae. The coding region runs from base 395 to 3559 and encodes 1054 amino acids.